Molecule: messenger RNA, 1196 nt
Organism: Rattus rattus (black rat)
Lineage: Eukaryota; Metazoa; Chordata; Mammalia; Rodentia; Muridae
Gene: C8H11orf65
Product: chromosome 8 C11orf65 homolog
Exons: 8
Coding region: 28-939 (303 amino acids)
Source: RefSeq, a predicted model, not a curated record
UGCUUACUUUUCUUUUAGAACUUCCAAAUGUCUACGAAACGUCACCAAGAUCAUUCAAAGCGGGACAUGGCUGCAAGGAUCAUUCAGAAGGCCUGGAAAACUUUCCUUAAUGUUUCCGUGUUCCAGCAUUUUAAAAGUCUGAUUGACUUACGAAGACAAGGGGAGCCUCGCCAGAUAGUGAAGUACAUUAACCCUAAAGAGGCAGAGCUCCUGGAUGCUGCUGCUGGCGUCCAAGUCCGAUUCAGACUGGGCGGGGUUAAGUUUCCACCUGAGAUAUACUAUAAAAUUUUUACUCACAGACAUAUCGAAGAUCUGUGUGCUAACAGCCCUCGAGAUUACACAAAGCUUCCGGCAAGAUACGCAUCUCAUAACAAAGACGAUCCACCUCAGGUGGAGGACAACAGUGGCUGGUAUCGCCGCAUAGAGAACAAUGGCUGGAGGCCUGUCUCCUAUAGAUUUUGGAUGCCAACUGAAAAUGAAGUGUUGGAGAGCACAAAGGAAAGCGAAUUUCAUUUCUCCAAACUGAAGAGAAAGCAAGAUCUGGAAAAGAAAAGAAAAAUUAAAAAAAUUGAGUGGAUGAGGCAAAUGUACUACCUGGGCAGCCUGGAGGCCAAGGUAACAGACCGUGAGACACUAGUUCUAAUCCACAAAGCAACAAAAGGCCUAAUCAAGAGUAUCGAAGAUGGCGGAGUGGACUCUGUGAUGGAAUGGGAAGUCGAUGAAGUGCUGAACUGGACAAACACGCUCAACUUCGAUGAUUAUAUCGCAAGUUGGAGAGAAACUGCUACAAGCAACUCUUCAGCUUACCUAAAAGAUGUCAAGCUUCAACGAAUACAGAAGAGCCUACAGAGAAAGAUCUAUGAGGAUGAAACAAAGGAGCCAGAGGAGAAAAUAUAUUAUGAUAGUGAUUUCUAUGAAAAUGUUUAUAUAAAACUUUAACACCUGGUUCCAUGUUUGGCAGAUAAAGAACCAUAAAGAAUUUCCUUUUCUCAGCAAUGGCCCAUCAAGCCCACUUCCCAGUGAAAGCCAAAAGCUACUUAUUGUGACUACAACGACUUGUGUACGUAUUACUUAUAGUUAAGGAAUACUGAAGAAAUACUACCCUGGACAAUGUAUAGUUUCUCCUGGCAUUCUGAGAAACUGUAGUUGUUUGACAGUUAUACUUAAAAUAAAGAUACUUUUUUGGGGAUUAAAAA